Molecule: messenger RNA, 5560 nt
Organism: Clupea harengus (Atlantic herring)
Lineage: Eukaryota; Metazoa; Chordata; Actinopteri; Clupeiformes; Clupeidae
Product: collagen alpha-1(XI) chain-like
Exons: 63
Coding region: 32-4870 (1612 amino acids)
Molecular function (GO): extracellular matrix structural constituent
Source: RefSeq, a predicted model, not a curated record
UCUUUUCUGUGACUGUUGUGACAAAGACCAAAUGUAUGUUGUCCUCCAGGGUGACAUUCAGCAGCUACUGAUGGUGACGGACCCCAAAGCCGCCUAUGACUACUGUGAACACUUGAGUCCAGACUGUGAUGCUCCCCACUGGGACUCACCACAAGCUCAGGAACCCGAGGAAGAGUACACCACAGACUACACCGAGUACUAUGACUAUGGGGAAUCGGACCUAACUGCGGCUGAGCAUCCAACAGAGGAGACUAGCACAGUGACAAAGAAGAUACAGGAGCAGCCAGGAACAGCUGAUGAGGAGUAUUACACUGAUAAUGAAUUUGCCUACGAUGCAUUAGCUGGUUCUGAAUCUCCAACUAAAAUAACCACACCCAAUAAGGAAACAGGCUAUGAGGAGGAAGGUGUUGACUACAUCACAGGACUGGAUGAAGUGGCGGUAGAGAAUCCCACAGUCACUCAGACCAUGCCUGUGAAGACUGCUCAGUCUAAAGGCACACAGGACCCUGCCAACUAUGACUUUAAAGAGUAUGACCUUAAUGAAUAUGACUCAAAGGAUCUGGAGAGCGUGGACACAUAUCAGUAUGGAGCAUAUGAUGGACAUGAUGCAUAUGAGAAGAAGACUGACAUCUCCCCAGAAGAGAGUGAAUUUGGUGUCCCUGCUGUAACAGAUUUUACAGAAAGUGCUGUUUCGAGAGGUGGUGGAGAAAAGGGAGAAAAGGGGGAGCCAGCUGUGAUUGAGCCAGGAAUGCUUAUAGAGGGAGCCCCAGGGCCAGCAGGCCCCGCUGGUCUCCCUGGAACUCCAGGCUUGCAAGGACCUCCAGGUCCCCAUGGAGAUGCUGGGAAUAGGGGUCCUCCUGGGCGGCCUGGACUUCCAGGUGCUGAUGGGAUCACUGGGACUCCCGGAACUCUCCUGAUGCUGCCGUUUCGUGCUGGUGGAAAUCCUUCUAAAGGACCUGUUAUCAGCGCCCAACAGGCGCAAGCACAGGCCAUUUUGUCCCAAGCAAGCCUUUCCAUGAGAGGCCUUCCUGGACCAAUUGGUCUCUCAGGAAGAUCUGGACCAUUAGGUGGUCCAGGGACCCCUGGCCGAAAAGGUGACUCCGGACUAUAUGGACCCCAGGGACCAAGAGGUAUCCAAGGUCCUACUGGCCUACCUGGGAAAGCAGGAAAACGAGGUCGUGGAGGGGCUGAUGGUGCCAGAGGUGCACCAGGAGAGUCAGGUGGAAAGGGUGAUCGUGGAUUUGAUGGACUACCUGGGCUUCCUGGUAACAAGGGACACAGGGGUGAACAUGGUACCACUGGCCCACCUGGUCCUCCAGGAGAGGAUGGACCCAGAGGAGAGGAUGGAGAACUUGGGCCCAGAGGAAUGCAAGGAGAGAGUGGUCCAAGAGGACUGUUAGGUCCUAGAGGCUCUCCUGGUACACUUGGACAGCGGGGUCUCCCAGGACUGGAUGGUCAAGCUGGACCCAAAGGAAAUAUGGGUGUACAAGGAGAGCCAGGAAAUGCUGGACAGCAGGGUAUCCCUGGUCCACAAGGACUGCCAGGCUCACAAGGCCCCAUUGGUCCACCUGGUGCCAAAGGUCCUCAUGGUCAACAAGGAUUACUAGGAUUGGCUGGUGCAGAUGGCCCCCCUGGACAUCCUGGAAAAGAGGGUCCUCAUGGAGAAAAAGGAGGACUUGGUCACUCUGGUCCUCAAGGUUCUAUUGGCUAUCCAGGGCCUCGUGGAGUUAAGGGAGCAGAGGGUGUACGAGGCAUGAAAGGUGGCAAAGGAGAGCCGGGGGAGGAUGGUUUCCCUGGGUUCAAAGGUGACAUGGGUCUUACGGGUGAGAAGGGAGAACUGGGUGUCCUUGGGCUCCGGGGAGAAGACGGCCCUGAGGGACCAAAGGGCAAAUCAGGACCCAGUGGAGAGUCAGGUCCAGUAGGCUUGGCUGGAGAAAAGGGCAAACUUGGUGUUCCAGGGUUACCUGGCUACCCUGGAAGACAGGGUCUCAAGGGUUCCAGUGGUUUUCCUGGAUUUGCCGGAUCUAACGGAGAGAAGGGAACCAGGGGUGGUGCUGGCAAGUCUGGUCCAAGGGGGCAACGUGGUCCAACGGGGCCACGGGGUGGAAGAGGUGCCAGAGGGCCAACAGGAAAACCAGGUGCAAAGGGUUCCUCUGGGAAUGAUGGUCCUCCUGGUGGUUUGGGAGAAAGAGGUCUACAAGGUCCUCAAGGACCAGUGGGAGGGCCAGGUCCUAAGGGCCCAAGUGGACCUGCUGGAAAAGAUGGACUACCUGGUCACCCUGGACAGAGAGGAGAGACAGGCUUCCAAGGCAAAACUGGACCACCUGGGCCAGGCGGUGUCAUUGGGCCCCAGGGCUCUACGGGAGAGACGGGGCCUGUGGGUGAAAGGGGACAUCCGGGCUCUCCAGGACCUCCUGGUGAGCUAGGUCUUCCCGGAGCCGCUGGAAAGGAGGGUGGAAAGGGAGAUCCAGGUCCUCAGGGAGGAGGUGGGAAAGUCGGACCCUCUGGACUGAAGGGAUUCUCUGGGCAGAGGGGCCUCUCUGGGGCCGUGGGGAUAGGUGGUCUGAAGGGAGGGGAAGGUCCACAAGGACCAUCUGGCGUUUCUGGAUUAUCGGGAGAACGAGGGGCAGCAGGUCCAGGAGGGCCCAUUGGCCUCUCAGGACGUACAGGCCCCCAAGGAGGUCCAGGUCCAGCUGGAGAAAAGGGCGGGCCGGGUGAGAAAGGUCCUAUGGGCCCUGCUGGUCGCGAUGGAAUACAGGGUCCAGUUGGUCUGCCAGGGCCUGCCGGUCCUCAAGGCCCACCUGGGGAAGAUGGAGAUAGGGGAGAAGUUGGUGGACCAGGUCAAAAGGGAGGCAAGGGCUUAAAGGGAGAGCAUGGUCCUCCUGGUGCUGCAGGUCUCCUUGGUGUACUUGGAGCGCCUGGUCCAGCUGGUAGUGAUGGUGAAUCUGGACCAAGGGGUCAGCAGGGCAUGUUUGGCCAGAAAGGAGAUGAAGGAUCGCGAGGAUUUCCAGGCCUUCCAGGCCCUGUUGGAUUACAGGGUCUACCGGGGCCACCAGGAGAGAAGGGGGAGAAUGGGGAUGUUGGUCCAAUGGGCCCUCCAGGUCCACAUGGUCCAAGAGGUCCCCUGGGUCCUGGUGGAGCUGAUGGUGCACCUGGACUUCAAGGAGGUAUCGGUCCAAUGGGAGGCAAUGGAGAGAAGGGAGAGACUGGCGAAGCUGGAAACCCGGGACCCUCAGGAGAGACUGGAAUAGGAGGGCUAAGGGGUGAUAUAGGGGAGAAAGGAGAAGCCGGUACCCCAGGACCUGCUGGACCUCCAGGUUUGAGGGGUCCUCCGGGAGACGAUGGCUCCAAAGGCAAUAUUGGUCCUUCUGGCUUUCCUGGAGAUUCAGGUCCCCCUGGCGAACCUGGUGUUGCUGGACUUGAUGGUUUGUCAGGAGACAAGGGAGAUGACGGAGAAGCAGGCCAACCUGGACCGUCUGGUCCAUCGGGUGAAGCAGGACCCCCAGGGACUCCAGGUAAAAGGGGGCCUGCCGGGCCUGCGGGGAAACAAGGAAAGCAAGGAGAGAAGGGAUCAAAGGGUGAAGCUGGUCCUGAGGGACAUAUUGGAAAAAUUGGUCCGGUUGGUGCCCAGGGUCCAUCUGGAAAGCCUGGUUCAGAGGGCCUUCGUGGUAUCCCUGGCUCUGUGGGUGAACAAGGACUCCCUGGUACUUCUGGUAAAGAUGGGCCCCCAGGACCUAUGGGCCCACCUGGUCUCCUUGGUUUGCGGGGUGACCCAGGUUUGAAAGGAGAAAAGGGUCAUCCAGGUCUGAUUGGGUUGAUUGGUCCACCAGGAGAGCACGGUGAGAAGGGAGACCGUGGGUUACCUGGUCCACAAGGAGCAGGUGGAGGAAAGGGAGAGACUGGUCUUGGUGGAGGUUUUGGUCCUCUUGGCCCCCCUGGUCCCCCUGGUAUUCCUGGACCGUUGGGAUCGAAGGGAUCGAAGGGAUCAGCCGGUUCCGGUGGCCAGAAGGGAGAGCCAGGCAUGAUUGGACCCCCAGGUCCUCCUGGUCCUGCUGCAGAUGUCAUCCAGCCCCUACCCAUACAAUCUGCAGGAAAAUCAAGAAGAUCCUCUGAUAUUCAGGGGGAUGAAGAGGCUGCAGGCAUGGCGGACUACGGUCUAGAGGGGCAGGAGGGCUUGGAGAAUGUAUUUGAAUCCCUAAAGAACCUCAAACAGAAUGUCGAGAACAUUAAAUUUCCUUUGGGCACCCAGGACCACCCAGGAAGGACCUGUAAAGACUUGCAUCUUAGCCAGCCAGACUUUCCUGAUGGUGAAUAUUGGAUUGAUCCAAAUAUGGGAUGCACAGGAGAUUCCUUCAAAGUCUACUGUAACUUCACAGCAGGUGGUGAAACUUGCGUCAGUCCUGACAGGAAGUCCACAGGGGCUAGAAUUUCUUCAUGGCCAAAAGAAUCUCCAGGGUCAUGGUUCAGCGAAUUUAAGCGUGGAAAAAUUCUGUCCUAUGUGGAUGUGAUGGAGAACCCCAUAAACACGGUUCAGAUGACAUUCCUAAAACUUCUCAGUGCAUCUGCCCGACAGAACUUUACUUACAUGUGCCAUCAGUCAGUCGCAUGGUAUGAUGCUAAAACUGAUAGCUAUGACAAGGCUCUCCGCUUCCUUGGCUCCAAUGAUGAAGAGAUGUCCUAUGACAACAACCCCUUCAUCAAGACCCUCUCAGAUGGCUGCUCGCUGAGACAAGGCUUCUCCAAGACGGUAAUGGAGAUCAACACCCCACGAAUUGACCAACUACCAAUUAUCGACAUCAUGCUGAAUGACUUUGGGGAUGCUAACCAGCGAUUUGGGUUUGAAGUGGGGCCUGUCUGUUUCUUUGGCUAAAGAGUAUCAUGUCAUUCUCACAAUGCUGUACAGGAAGACAAACCACUGCCACCUUGACCACAUGUAUGGCUUGUCUUGAGGAAACCGGUGGAGAGAGUGUGCUGAUGUAUUAUUUUUAUUGUUUUUAUUAUUUUUAUAAUUUUUUUUUUAUUGUAGUUUUUUAUGUGGGAAGUUCAUUGCCCUUGUAGGGCAACUUAAAGAAAGGGUGAUGGAGGACCAUCAUUUCAAAGAGCAACGGACAAUUGAUACACAUCGGAAACCCUCAAAAUCCCUUCACUUUUGUUCUCAAGCCUUUCUCCCUAAUUUUUUUGGUAGGUAAUCUAUGUGUAGAAGGUGCUAUUGAAUGUGCUUUUGACAAAUGUGUUUUUUUUUUUUUUUUUUUUGCAAUACUGUUUUGUGAAGGAGAUUUUAGACUGCAUGGUUUUUGUUUUGACAUAUAUUUGUCAUAUGGAUGUUUGUAAUAGCCAUGGAAAAACCAUUUUCCAUUGGCCCAAAGCCAAUUAAUCUCUUUUUACAAAAAGUCUUUUGUAAAUAUUGGAUACAUUCGGCUAGAAAUUAAUUCAUAUAUGUAGGAUUGGCCAUAAUUAAUCUACAAAGUUAUUUGUUAAUCAUGAUCUAUGUCAUCUGAUGACAUAGAAAAUGAAAUAUUUUGUGAUGAAAAGUGCAUAAUUAUUAAAAUGUGAUUGUGAA